AUGACUACACAGGGUAAAGUAAAGAACGCCUUGUACGAGGAGGAGCGUCUUCAACACACACCAUGGGUGGAAAAAUAUAGACCAAAGAACUUGGAUGAUGUUGCUUCACAGGAUCACGCGGUGAAGGUGCUAAAGAAGACUCUUCAAUCAGCCAAUUUGCCACACAUGUUGUUCUACGGGCCACCUGGAACAGGGAAGACAUCGACGGUAUUGGCCCUUUCCAAGCAGCUCUACGGUCCACGUUUAUUCAAAACGCGUGUUCUUGAACUUAACGCGUCUGAUGAGAGAGGGAUUUCCAUUGUCCGUCAAAAGAUUAAAAACUUUGCCAGACUCACAGUUUCAAACCCAAGCAAGGAGGAUCUUGAAGAGUACCCUUGUCCACCAUACAAGAUCAUUAUUCUCGAUGAAGCGGACUCUAUGACCAAUGAUGCACAAUCUGCAUUGAGAAGAACUAUGGAAACCUACUCGGGAGUGACCCGAUUCUGUCUUAUUUGUAACUACAUAACGCGUAUCAUCGACCCCUUGGCCUCGAGAUGUUCCAAGUUCAGAUUUAGACUCUUGGACAACGAACAUGCCUUGAACAGAUUAGAGUACGUUGUACAACAAGAAAACGUCAAAUUGGCCAAUGAUAAGGUUCUCUCUGUUUUACUCAAAUUAUCAAAUGGGGAUUUGAGAAAGGCCAUCACAUAUCUUCAAUCUGCCACUAGGCUUCACGAGCUUGGCAAUACAGACGGAGACGUAGUGAUGGAAGGUUCGGAUGAUGCUCCAGCGUCUGGAAGCACCCCAAUCACCACACAAUCCAUUCAAGAAAUUGCCGGGGUUGUCCCAGACGAUAUUGUUGACCAAACCAUUGAAGCAAUUAACCUGAAAGACCCACAAACGAUAAUAAAGACUACCAACGAAACCGUGUUACAAGGCUGGAGUGCACAACAGCUUGUGGAUCAAUUACAUGACAAGUUUAUUUUGAAUGACACCAUCGAUGCAGCAGUCAAGAGCAAAAUUGCAGCAAUUUUGUUUUCGACCGACAAGAAGUUAAACAAUGGUACUGAUGAACACAUUCAAUUGUUGAAUUUAUCCUUACAAUUAGCUAGUACGAUAUAA
Molecule: messenger RNA, 1101 nt
Organism: [Candida] anglica
Lineage: Eukaryota; Fungi; Ascomycota; Pichiomycetes; Serinales; Debaryomycetaceae
Source: the annotation of a GenBank genome assembly